Molecule: messenger RNA, 3171 nt
Organism: Manihot esculenta (cassava)
Lineage: Eukaryota; Viridiplantae; Streptophyta; Magnoliopsida; Malpighiales; Euphorbiaceae
Exons: 12
Coding region: 191-2635 (814 amino acids)
Source: RefSeq, a predicted model, not a curated record
AAGCUGGCGAGAUAAUUAUAAUCAGCACAUGGCCCAAUUCACUUCCAUUUUCUCUCGUCUCGCUUGUCGCUACUCUAAGGAUCCUACUCGUUCUUCCAACCUGAACCAUCAAGCUUCUCUUGGAGUCAUGAACUCGAAGCUUGAAUCUUGAAUCUGAAUAUCCCAAAACCAAAAAGAGGAAUAUACAAGGAUGCAUUCAAAAUUCCCAGUUACCCACUUGAAAACAUCAGUAGCAGUUGCACCCAGUUCUUUGAUUUUGUUUAAAAGUGACUUCUGCAAGUUUAUUUGCUGCCAAUUCAAUUCAUCUGAGCGCAGGUUGAGGUUUAAGCUUGUGGGUCAGUCUCUUGGGGACAGAUGGAAGCUCAAAGACAUAGAUGCUAAGGCAGUCCAAGAAAGAGUUAAUUCAUGGCUAUCUAAGACCCAAAAUCUUUUAAAUGAGGUGAGUUUGCCGCUGGUAAAAUCUGGUCACAGUGGAAAGCCUGAUCCUGGAAAGGCACUUGAUGCGCCAGAGCUGGAGGAAAUUUUUGUGACAGAACAGACAAUUCAUAGUAGCACACCAAAUGGAAUUCUCUCAUUGGCUGCUAUAGUAUCUAUAGAGCAAUUUAGCAGGAUGAAUGGAUUGACUGGCUAUAAAAUGCAGAAGAUAUUUAAAGCACUUGUUGCUGAAUCUAUUUAUAAUGAUGCCCGUAAUUUGGUGGAGUAUUGCUGCUUUAGAUUCUUGUCAAGGGAUAACUCUGCCAUCCAUCCCUGUCUUAAGGAACCAGCUUUCCAGCAACUAAUUUUCAUAACAAUGCUUGCAUGGGAGAAUCCUUACCACAAAGAAGAUUCUGAAAAGCCUUCUCUUCGGGGUAAGCUUGUAGGAGAAGAGGCUUUCGUACGCAUUGCUCCUGCUAUUUCAGGCAUGGCCGAUCACUCCACAGCACAUAACCUUUUCAGGGCCCUUGCUGGGAAUGAACAAGGCAUCACUUUGGGCUUGUGGUUAACUUAUGUUGAUGAACUUCUCAAAGUUCAUGAAGGGCGGAAAUCUUACCAGAUUCGGGAAUUUCCUAAGCUUUCAGAGGAGAAAAUUUUAUGUAUUGGUUCCAGUAGGAAACGUCCUGUUCUAAAAUGGGAGAAUAACAUGGCAUGGCCAGGAAAAGUUAUUUUAACUGAUAAAGCACUUUAUUUUGAGGCUGUUGGUUUGGCUGGGCAGAAAGAUCCUAUAAGGUUUGAUCUUACUAGAAAAGGAGUACGGGUGGAGAAAACAAAGGUUGGACCUUUGGGUUAUGUGCUUUUUGAUUCUGCAGUUUCUAUUUCAUCUGGUCCCAAAUCAGAGACAUGGGUGCUAGAAUUUGUGGACUUGGGAGGGGAUUCCAGGAGAGAUGUUUGGCAUGCAUUUAUAAAUGAAGUUAUUUCCUUGCACAAGUUCAUCUGUGAGUUUGGACCAGAAGAUAAUGAUCAGUCAACAUUCCAAGUGUAUGGUGCACAAAAAGGGAAGGAAAGGGCUAUCAUCAGUGCCAUUAAUAGCAUUGCUAGACUUCAGGCCCUUCAAUUCAUGCGGAAGUUGCUGGAUGAUCCCAUUAAACUUGUUCAGUUCUCAUUUUUGCAAAAGGCACCCUAUGGAGACAUUGUUUACCAAACUCUAGCUGUAAAUUACUGGGGUGGACCUUUAGUUAAAAAAGUUACCAUGGCAGAGUAUCAACCAGCACAAGGAGGAAGGCCAUCUGAUGAGUUAUUGGAAAACAGAAAUCAUGUAUUUGACAUAGAUGGAAGUGUUUACUUACAGAAGUGGAUGAGGUCUCCAUCUUGGAUUUCCACUGCUUCCGUUAAUUUCUGGAAGAACUCUUCAACCAAGCAAGGUGUUGUAUUAAGUAAAGAUCUUGUUGUUGCUGAUAUCACUCUUGUAGAGAGGGCAGCAAUAACAUGCAAAGAAAAAUGCCAGGUGGUUGAAAAAACUCAAGCAACAAUUGAUGCUGCAAUGCUUCAAGGGAUACCAAGUAACAUCGAUCUCUUCAAGGAACUGAUACUUCCCCUGACCAUGGCUGCCAAGAAUUUUGGGAAACUGAGACGCUGGGAGGAACCACAUCUGACCAUCUCUUUUCUAGCAUUUGCGUAUUCAGUUAUUUUCAGAAAUUUGCUGCCAUAUGUAUUUCCGAUGACGUUGAUGGUUUUGGCAGCUGGGAUGCUAACACUGAAGGGGCUUAAGGAGCAAGGUCGCCUGGGAAGAUCAUUUGGAAAAGUUACAAUUCGUGAUCAACCACCUUCAAAUACCAUUCAAAAGAUUAUAGCAGUAAAAGAUGCCAUGCGUGAUGUAGAAAAUUAUCUCCAGAAUCUGAAUGUCACACUUCUAAAAUUUCGUACAAUUAUUCUUUCAGGUCAUCCUCAGAUAACAACUGAGGUUGCACUGGUGUUGUUAGCUUCUGCUACCAUUCUUCUCAUUGUCCCUUUCAAGUAUGUUGCUGCCUUUCUUCUUUUUGAUCUUUUUACUCGGGAGCUUGAGUUCCGGAGGGAGAUGGUUAAGAGGUUCAUAACCUUUCUGAAGGAUCGCUGGGACACGGUGCCUGCAGCCCCUGUGGUUGUGUUACCCUUUGAAUACAAUGAGUCAACACCAACAAAUCAGAAGGAGAAAGAUAAUGAUAAACAAUCAAAAGAAUAGUUAUGGUAGAUGCAAAAAGCCUUAGAUACACACACAUAGGGAUCGUCAUCGUGGGUAAUUUUCUUUGGCCAUUUUUAUAUAUGAGCAGAAGCACAUUAGGGGAUUCUUGGAUGUCUCGAUGAGCGAGAAAAAUAGAGGGAGGGGUUUGGGAAAUUUUCAUAUUUACUGCUAAUCAAGUGCAACAAAGUAAUCCAAUGGUUCUUCUUGAAUGCCCUGAAUGUCAACUGAUCACAAGCUGUGUGAUUAGGAAUCAAGUUUGAUGCUGUACAUGUUAUUUCCAUCUGCUUGUACCACUUGUAAGCUGCUGCCACCCAUAACUUGUUAAACAUAUUUAGAGACUUGGAAGGAUGCAUUUAUUUUUAAUAGGGGCAAUUCACAACUCUUUGUACCUUCUAAUAACAUGAUUCCUCCGAAAAUUGGACUGAAUAAGCAAGCCCUUCAAAAUGAUUAUAUAUAUAUAUAUGGCAAUUUCAGUGAAUCUUCUGCGGAAACAUGUUACCAUAAGUCUUGAGGUGGUGUUUUCCUUUUUUUUUUUC